GUCAGUUUUCAUGUGUGAAAGCAAUGGUGAUAUUUUAUUUACAUUUUAAAUUGAACAAAAUAUAUAAAAAUAAUGGCGGAAAAAGCAAAACCAAAGGACCGAUCAAAAGCGAAUAUGAAAGAAGAGAAAAAAGAUAGUCCUGCUGAUUUAUCCAGUAAAAUCGACGUAAUUGAUGAGAUGAAACUUAAAAUGUUUAGUUCUCUUGAAAAAGCUGAACCCGAGGAUAGUCUGUAUCCACCAGAGCUGAAUUCCCAUCUACUUGAACAACUUACAGUAAUGACAGCCGACAACAACGAACUUCGGAAAUGCGUGUUUUUAAAAGACGAGAACAUAAAAGAGCUGAACAAAACUAUAGCCGAUCUCAACCAGAGAAUACGAGAUAUAAUAUCAGGCACAGGUCCAGCAAUAUCUUCAAAAUCUGCCGGCAUCAUCAGCGCAAAGAUCACUGAUCUCUGCAAACAAAAUCGACAUCUAGUCUCCGAAAUAGAAAGCUACAAAACCAAAAACGCAGCCCUAGAAAGAAAAGUAAUGCAACUAGACAUUAUAAAUAAAGAGCACGAAAAGCUUGACAUAUGCGUUUGCAAAGACGACCACAUAGACCCAAACCCGGAUGAACUUAAAGAAUUAAACAACAAAUUAAAUUCCGUCAAUAAAAAGCUAUAUGAAAGCAAGAAUAGGAAUUUGGAACUGAAGAACGAUAUUCUAAUGGCAACGAGAAUACUUCAGCAGGAGUUGGGAGAUAAAUUCACGAGUAUUAAGGAGUUGCAGAAUGAUGUGGCUGGUUGGAAAGGAAGGGCACAACAGAUAGUACUGCUUCAAGCUAAAAUUAGCGAGCUAGAGGACAAGUUGAAUAUAAAAUCUAAGUCAGACGUGCAUUCGGAAAAUAAGAAGAAGGAUCAAGCUCAGCUUAUUCGAGAUCUUGAACAAAAACGAAAGAAGGAGGUGGAUCAAGCCAUGAAAGAGAUGGAAACCCUUAGAGAAGAGAAUCAAGAACUAAAACGUAGGCUGGAAGGUGCAAGAUGCAGGAUUAGGAAUCUGGAAUGCGAUGCCACGACUAUUAGACAGAAGAUGCAGACUUUCGUUGAGAAGAGUAGCCAUGAUGACAUGCUGAUUAAUGAGCAAAGAAAUCAAAUCAAAAGUUCAGAGCUAUAUUAUCAAGAAAUCCUAAAAGAAAACACAGCAAAAAUGAACAAGAUGAACACAGAAAUCGUUGAAUAUCAAAAACUGAUAAAGAAUACCGACGCCAAAAUAGAUGCUUUACGAAAACAAGCCACAGAGAAGGCUACAAAAAUUGAAGAAUUGAGAGCACAACUUCUAAGAUACGAGGAGUGUUCUCUACAGAGCAUAUUCUUUACUCCUAUGAAAACUGCAACGGACAACGAAAUAAAAAAGCUAUCAGAGUUAGUUGUCACACUAAACACGAGGCUUGACGAAGAAAGGCACAAAUGGGAGGAGCUAGAACUUACCCACAGGAAAACGAAAGAAAAGAAGAAACGUUUAGAACGAAAAGUUGCCAGCAUGGAGGAAGAAAUCAGGUGUCUUAGGGACUCUAGAAGAGGUUCGAGAAUUUCAAAAUCAUCAAUGAUAAAGGAGCAUUUUGACUUCAAUAAUGGGUCUUCAACAUUAGUAAAGAAGAUGUCCUCAGUGACCGGGAUGCCUGAUAAACCUAGUGACAGUCCUACAGGUACCGAUUCCCAAACAGGGGAAGAAACCCUUGAUAGAGAAGACUUAAAGUUCAAACUAGAGUUAACAGAAGAAAAACUGAAAAUUCUAGAGGAUAAACUAAAAAUGAUUGAAGAAGAAAAGCAAUAUGAUUACAAUCAUUUGACGGAAAUGAUACAGACGUCGAAACAGUUAUUCAAUGAAGCACUGAUGGUGUUACAAAGAGAGAAGUGCUUGUGUUCCUAAUUAUUUUUAUGUUGUAUAUUAUUUUUUAUUUUCGUUAAUUACAUUAGUUUUGG
Helicoverpa armigera (cotton bollworm) is the source of this 1961-nucleotide messenger RNA. RefSeq names its product coiled-coil domain-containing protein 13. NCBI's taxonomy places the organism in Eukaryota, Metazoa, Arthropoda, Insecta, Lepidoptera, Noctuidae. The transcript is spliced from 4 exons. The record is from RefSeq and is a predicted model, not a curated record. Bases 73 to 1908 code for a protein of 611 amino acids. Gene Ontology annotation, cellular component: centriolar satellite. Gene Ontology annotation, biological process: cytoplasmic microtubule organization; non-motile cilium assembly.